AUGCCACAACAAGAUGAUACACCAAGAUGGCACAGCAAGAUGUUACACAACAAGCGCAGCCGCUACCCAUCCAACGCCACCGAGACCAAGCUGAUGGCUGCCACCCUGAGCCAGCUGUAUUGGUCUGCCGUCCACUCGGACUAUACCGCUGAAGAGCGAGAGAUGUGCUGGGCUUUGAUUUUGGCCUUGCCUAGCAUGUUGUUGUCUGCUCCCUCGACCGCACUGUCUACGAUUGACCUGCGCAAUAUGUUUCACGAUCGUCUCCGUUGGCUUGUGACGGGGCAACUAGGUCGGGUCGUGGACGCCAUGCGCAAGGCAGUCGCACGCAAGCAGAGCCGUCGAGGACAGCUGAACGCCGGCGCGGGCGCCCACCCGAACGACGCAGUCGACCAGAGCCUCAGAUCACUCGUCCGCGACCCGGACCUGGCGGACGAAGCCUGGGCAAACCACGUCACGAACCGUCUGAACCGAGGUCAGAUUGCCAAAGCAUUUGAUGCCGACAAGGCUCGUGCCGUGAUUGGUAAUUCUGAGGUUCAGGCCGUGCGCGACCUCUUGGUACCGCCCGGGCUGACCCCGUACAUUGCUUCGACACCCGGCCUCCACGUCUACACUGGCACCAGCCACGGCUGCGAGCUCCCCAAGCGUGUCCUUCACCAAGGGUGA
This is a messenger RNA of Monosiga brevicollis MX1, 663 nucleotides long. RefSeq lists its product as uncharacterized. The record is from RefSeq and is a predicted model, not a curated record. The transcript is spliced from 2 exons. Lineage: Eukaryota; Choanoflagellata; Craspedida; Salpingoecidae. The coding region runs from base 1 to 663 and encodes 220 amino acids.